Molecule: messenger RNA, 1131 nt
Organism: Acanthosepion pharaonis
Lineage: Eukaryota; Metazoa; Mollusca; Cephalopoda; Sepiida; Sepiidae
Source: the annotation of a GenBank genome assembly
AUGUCUCUUUAUCUUCAUAUCUCUUUAUUUUUAUAUCACUUUCUUUCUUUCUUUCUUUCUUUUCUUUCUUUCUUUCUUUCUUUAAUCCCUUUCUUUUUUCUUUCGAUGUCUCUUUAUCUUUUAUCUCUUUUUUUUUUAUAUCACUUUCUUUCUUUUUCUUUCUUUCUUUCUUUCUUUCUUUUCUUUCUUUUUUUAAUCCCUCUUUCUUUCGAUUUUUAUAUCAUUUUCUUUCUUUCUUUCUUUCUUUCUUUCUUUCUUUCUUUUUUCUUUCUUUUUCUUUCUUUCCCCUUUUUCUUUUUCGAUGUCUCUUUAUCUUCAUAUCUCUUUAUUUUUUUAUCACUUUCUUUCUUUUUCUUUCUUUCUUUCUUUCUCUUUUUCUUUCUUUCUUUCUUUAAUCCCUCUUUCUUUCGAUGUCUCGUUAUCUUCAUUCUUUUAGUUUUUUAUAUCUUUAUUUUUUUUCUUUUUUCUUUCUUUCUUAAAUUUUCUUUUCUUUUCUUCUCUUUCUUUCUUUAUUUUAUUCUUUCUUUUUUCUUUCUUUCUUUCUUUAAUCCCCUCUUUCUUUCGAUGUCUCUUUAUCUUCAUAUCUCUUUUUUUUUAUAUCACUUUCUCUUUCUUUCUUUCUUUUCUUUUCUUUCUUUCUUUCCCUCUUUCUUUUCGAUAUCUCUUUAUUUUUAUAUCACUUUCUUUCUUUCUUUCUUUCUCUCUUUUUAUCCUUUGCAUCUACCGUUCUUACUUUCUCUUCUUUCUCUUCUUUUCUAUCUUUCUUUCUUUUCAUUCUUUUCUAUCUAUCUUUCUUUCUUUCUUUCUUUCUUUAAUCGCCUCUUUCUUUUGAUGUCUCUUUAUCUUCAUAUUUCUUUCUUUCUUUCUUUCUUUCUUUCUAUCUCUUUAAAAGGGGAUUUCAACUAUCUCUCUCUCUUCCUAUGUAUCUAUCUAUCUAUCUAUCUAUCUAUCUAUCUAUCUAUCUAUCUAUCUAUCUAUCUAUCUAUCUAUCUCUACACGCCUCUUCAUUAUCUAUCUAUCUAUCUAUCUAUUUAUCUAUCUAUCACUGUUUUUUCUUUAUGCCAUACCACUCUUUAUUCCAAUCUAAAAAUCCUCAGUUCUAUCGCUCUCAUUUUUGGAAAGUCUGUAUAA